UUAUUGGUUGGUUUGGCGGAUCACGUUCAAUUCCAUCGCUAAGCGUGAUUAAAGGCUGUUGUGUCGUUAUGCUUUUUGUUGGAAAUUUUUGUAGAUGGCCGAAAUGUGAAGAAACCUUUAAAUCUGUUGAGGAUUUAAUUCAGCAUGUUGAAGAGACUCACGUCCCCAAAAGUGACACUCCUGUUUUAAACGACUCUGCUACGAUCCAUCUCUCCUAUAUAAGCCGAUACUUUACUGAUGAAGAGUUGGAGAAAAGAAGAGUUGAGCGAAGGUUGCAGUCAUCCCAAACAACAUUGAAAACUGAGGAUAAAAGGAAAACUGAGCUAUUUAAACCGGCAAUUGAACAUUCCGUUUCUGGUUUUACUUCUAAGGGCUUUACCGAGUUAGAUAAUAGUAAUACUUUGAGACGAAGUUUUUCUGAAGAAGUUGUUGAGAUUUUGGGUAGAACUGCUCGGGAGACCUUGGUACCUGGUGCUGAGAAGGCUUAUGUUUGUCCUGUACCGGGUUGUGGUAAGCGUUACAAGAACGCAAACGGCAUCAAGUACCAUGCUAUCCACGGCCACGGCGCACACAACCAAGUUAGACGACAGAAAUUUAACGCGUCCUUAAGUGGUGGCCCCACCCUAAUCUUAUUUCUGGCCCUCUUUGGCAUUUAUUGUGCCUGGUCCGUUAGGAUAAAAGAGCUGCUUAAGAGCGAGGCUGUUUGGCCUUACAAGUGUGAAGUUAGCGGGUGCGGCCGUCGCUAUAAAAGCAGCAAUGGCUUACGCCAGCACAUGAUAGCCACUCACGGACCCGAUAUUAAAAAGAUAGCCAGGAUUGACGCCUCUCCCGCAGAAGAGGAAGGAGCUCGGCUCCCUUUGAACAAUGGCAGCGCUGUGCCUCAAGGCUCGGAAGAACCAGAGACCUCGUGUUGCUCUUCUUGCAAGACCUCUAACGACCUGCAAAGUCUGCCAAUCGCUUCCUAUCGCAACGGCGAAUCGAUCGCAAACAUCACAGGCUCCUCUGCUCCGGUAAAUUUAACAGUGGAGACUGUUUAACACUAGGUUUCUGAAAAAGUUACUGCGCCUUUCAUCUUUUUCUUUGCGAAGGGUCUUUUGAUUUAUUAUGUACAAAAGUACGUCUUUAGGGU
Messenger RNA from Zophobas morio, 1129 nucleotides. RefSeq names its product juxtaposed with another zinc finger protein 1-like. NCBI's taxonomy places the organism in Eukaryota, Metazoa, Arthropoda, Insecta, Coleoptera, Tenebrionidae. The coding region runs from base 69 to 1037 and encodes 322 amino acids. Gene Ontology annotation, molecular function: zinc ion binding. The record is from RefSeq and is a predicted model, not a curated record. The transcript has 9 exons. Gene Ontology annotation, cellular component: nucleus.